Messenger RNA from Melanaphis sacchari, 672 nucleotides. Its product is annotated as protein FAM200A-like. The transcript is spliced from 2 exons. The record is from RefSeq and is a predicted model, not a curated record. Lineage: Eukaryota; Metazoa; Arthropoda; Insecta; Hemiptera; Aphididae. Bases 1 to 672 code for a protein of 223 amino acids.
AUGGUUUUACUAAUUGCUAAAGCUAAAAAAAGUUUUACUAUUGGAGAAAAUUUGGUUUUACCUGCAGCAGUAAAAAUAUGUGAAACUGUACACGGUGUUAAAAUUGCAGACGCAUUGCGGUCCAUCCCUGUUUCUAAUGAUACUAUUAAAAGAAGAAUAGACUGUAUGGGGGAUUAUAUGAAAUUACAAUUAUUAAUUAAAAUUAAAAGUAGUGACACUUUUGCAAUACAACUUGAUGAAUCGACCGAUCUUACAAAUAAUGCCCAGUUAAUGCUAUUUGUGAGAUAUCAAUAUAAUCUAAAAAUAAAUGAAGAUUUAUUUUUUUGUGAAACUCUUUCCGAGACAACAAAAGGCAUAGAUAUAUUUAAAAAAGGAACAUUUAACUUUUCGAAAAUUGGCUGUGAACUGAAUUCAAUUAUGAAUGAUAAAGUAUCAAUUGUAAAUUUCGUGAAAACCCAUGCUCUAAAUUCUCGACUUUUUAAAAUUUUAUGCGAAGAUAUGGGAUCCAACCAUAAUACAUUACUAUUCCAUACUGACGUUCGUUGGCUAUCCCGUGGGAAAGUUUUGAAAAGAGUUAUAAAACUAAGUGAUGAGCUCCGUAUAGUUCUUCGUGAUAUUAAACCAGAUUUAUCUGCACUUUUAAGUAAUGAAAAAUGGAUGUGUUUAACUUAA